Messenger RNA from Acytostelium subglobosum LB1, 915 nucleotides. RefSeq lists its product as hypothetical. The record is from RefSeq and is a predicted model, not a curated record. Gene Ontology annotation, biological process: very long-chain fatty acid biosynthetic process. NCBI's taxonomy places the organism in Eukaryota, Evosea, Eumycetozoa, Acytosteliales, Acytosteliaceae. Bases 1 to 915 code for a protein of 304 amino acids. Gene Ontology annotation, molecular function: protein binding; oxidoreductase activity, acting on the CH-CH group of donors. The transcript is spliced from 3 exons.
AUGAAGAUAACAAUCGUCACUUCAAGAGGCAACAAGCAUAUUUGCGACAUUGAGGCCGAGACCACCUCAACUGUUCUCCAACUCAAGAAGAGCUUUGAGAAGAAGAACAAGAAGUAUUAUGUUGACAGACAGAGAUUCACUACUUCGACCUUGGGCGCUGAUGGAAAGCCUGUGGCUUUGACUGAUGAUGGAAAGACUCUGUCACAUUACAACAUCAAGUCGGACACUACCCUCUUGUUCAAGGACUUGGGACCCCAGAUCUCCUGGACACUCGUGUUCCUCGUCGAGUACGCAGGCCCACUCUGCAUCUACCCACUGUUCUACAUCUUCUCCAAGCAGAUCUACGGAACUGACUUCCAAAAGAGCUACGUCCAGGACCUGGCACUGAUCUGCUACAGUCUCCACUACAUCAAGCGUCUUCUCGAGACGAUCUUUGUGCACAGAUUCAGCCACGGCACCAUGCCCCUGUCCAACCUGUUCAAGAACUGCACCUACUACUGGGGUUGCACCAUCAUGGUGUCCUACUUUGUCAACCACGCCCUGUACACCGCGCCAUCAUCGAUCAACGUCUUUGUUGGUCUGGUUCUCUUUGCCGUCAGCGAGUUCCUCAACCUCAUGUGCCACAUCCAACUGCGCAACCUCCGUCCACCCGGUUCCACCGAGCGUCGCAUCCCCAAGGGAGGUCUCUUUGACCUUGUCUCAUGUCCCAACUACACCGCCGAGAUCACCGCUUGGAUUGGAUUCUCCAUCAUGACUCAGACCCUCACUGCCUUCAUCUUCACACUUUUGGGUGCCUUCCAGAUGUACGUCUGGGCUGUUGCCAAGCACAGAAGAUACCGCAAGGAGUUCGAUGGCCAGAAUGGCAACCCACUCUACCCAAGAAACAGAAAGAUCAUCGUUCCAUUCCUCCUCUAA